AUGGCCGCGUACGUCGACGGACAUGCUCCGUCAAGAGUCGAGAGGAGGACAAGCACGCCGGAGGAUUUAGCCGACUGCUUUAAAGUAAUGAUAAAGUAUAACCUCCGACUAAACCCCAAGAAGUGUGCGUUCGCCGUCCAGGGCGUACUGUCUACCCCCCAGGAGGGCGAGCCCUUACUGUUGUACCUCGCCGCCUCGGCCAAAGCGGUAAGUUCGGUGCUGGUUCGAGAGGAGGAACGAGUCCAGCACCCGGUUUACUAUGUAAGCCGCUCACUGAAAGCUGCCGAGACACGGUACACUGCCCUGGAAAAGAUCGUGUAUGCCUUGGUGGUCACCGUUCGCAAGUUGGCGCCUUAUUUCCAAGCCCAUACCGUCCGGGUCCUGACGGAUCAACCACUCGGGAAUGUACUACGGAACCCCAUGUCUUCCGGCCGGCUAGUGAAGUGGGCCGUCGAGCUGACACAAUACGGGAUCGAAUACCAACCCAGGCCCUCCAUCAAAGGCCAAGCUUUGGCCGACUUCCUGGUCGAGUGUACGGCGAGCGAGGAGGAGAAGGAAAGUGCCUCGGAAAGCACCCCGGGCGAGUGGUGGGAGAUGCAUGCGGACGGAGCAUCAAGUCGACAGCACUGCGGAGGCGGCGUUGUGCUCAUCACCCCGGAGGGAUUUCGGCUGUAUUACGCCCUAAGGUACUUGUUCCCUGCAUCAAAUAACGAGGCCGAGUACGAAGCAGUAUUGAAUAGCCUCCGACUCGCCAAGGGUCUAGGAAUCGAACGGCUACGAGUCAAAACCGACUCCCGACUAGUAGUUGGGCAGAUCUCGGGUACGUGCGAAGCUAAGAACGCGAGGAUGGCGUUGUACAAAGAAUGUGCCAACAAGAUGUUGAAGGGGUUCGAAGCUUAUGAAAUAGAAUACAUAUCCCGGGCGGACAACGUAGAGGCCGACAUCUUGUCUAAAAUCGCCCUGGAAGGGGUGCCGGACCGCUUAAUAAAGAUUUGCCAGAAGGAGGAGCUAAGUCGGCCGAGCGUCGAAGAGGCGCCGCUAGAUGUCCAGCAAGUAAGCAUCGAAGGGUGGAAUCGAGAGAAAAACCCGGAGAUGUUCUGGAUAGAUGACAUCCGGCGAUUCAAGGAAACGGGCGAGUUGCCAGCUGACCCAUCAGUCGCCGCAAGGGUUCGGCGGAAAGCUCCCUCUUUCCGGAUCGUAGACGGAGACCUAUAUAAACAGUCGUUCGGAGGACCCUUGUUGAAAUGCCUACUUAAGCCUGAGGCCGAGAAGGUAAUGGAUGAAGCCCACAGAGGCAUUUGCGCUGCGCACCAGGGUGCUCACACGCUCGCCCAAAAAUUGGUCGUUCAAGGGUAUUACUGGCCGACCAUGAUGCGAGAUUGUGUCGAACGGAUGUCCAAAUGUGGCGUUUGUCAGGCCAUGUACGAACUCGAGGACUCCAAGAAAUCUGAAUAA
Molecule: messenger RNA, 1455 nt
Organism: Ipomoea nil (Japanese morning glory)
Lineage: Eukaryota; Viridiplantae; Streptophyta; Magnoliopsida; Solanales; Convolvulaceae
Exons: 3
Coding region: 1-1455 (484 amino acids)
Molecular function (GO): nucleic acid binding; RNA-DNA hybrid ribonuclease activity
Source: RefSeq, a predicted model, not a curated record